This is a messenger RNA of Salvelinus sp. IW2-2015, 1518 nucleotides long. Its product is annotated as diphthine methyl ester synthase. Gene Ontology annotation, molecular function: diphthine synthase activity. Gene Ontology annotation, biological process: protein histidyl modification to diphthamide. Lineage: Eukaryota; Metazoa; Chordata; Actinopteri; Salmoniformes; Salmonidae. The record is from RefSeq and is a predicted model, not a curated record.
CGUAAAAUCAAGAGUAUUUUGCGUCAAGACGUAUGUGAAAUCGUAUAGUGUUUACACGUGCGUUUAGUGACAAGUGGAUUCAAGUUCCAUACUGUAGUUGCGGCUUGUAUUCACGAGGGAAUCUGAUAAUAAAUGCAAGCGUAUUCUAGGUACCAGCUUAGAUAUGUUAUGUCAUAACUAACGGAAUAUUUUAAACGGCAGCGGUCUGUUUUCUGCUAGGUUUAGCAAUUAGCUAGCCUUAGCCUGCUAUUAAGACAGUUGUGAUGACGUGUGGUGUUAGCCACCAAUAUAGCUAACUCAUAAAAAGUGUGAUAUUUCUACGUUGCGAUGCUGUACUUUAUUGGGCUUGGGUUGGGAGAUGCAAAGGACAUCACCGUAAAGGGGUUAGAAAUUGUAAAGCAAUGCAGUCGUGUCUACUUGGAAGCCUACACGUCCAUAUUGACAGUUGGGAAAGAUGCAUUGGAGGAGUACUAUGGACGGGAGCUGAUACUGGCCGACAGAGACAUGGUGGAACAGGAGGCUGAUGAGAUCCUGAAAGGGGCUGACGUCAGUGAUGUAGCAUUUCUUGUGGUGGGAGAUCCAUUUGGCGCCACCACCCACAGUGACUUGGUCCUGAGAGCAGUGAAUGCUGGGAUACAGUACAGGGUCAUCCAUAACGCCUCUAUCAUGAACGCAGUUGGAUGCUGCGGCCUCCAGCUGUACAACUUUGGAGAGACGGUGUCCAUUGUGUUCUGGACAGACACCUGGAGACCGGAAAGCUUCUAUGAUAAAAUCAAGAAGAACAGGGACCUGGGGAUGCACACACUAUGUCUGCUUGAUAUCAAAGUCAAAGAGCAGUCCAUGGAGAACCUCAUGAGGGGCCGUAAGAUUUAUGAACCGCCCAGGUUUAUGACCGUGAGCCAGGCGGCUGAGCAGCUCCUGGAGAUAGUACAAAACCGGAGGGAGCGGGGAGAUGACCUAGCCAUCAGCGAGGAGACCAUAUGUGUGGGUCUGGCCAGGGUGGGAGCAGAGGACCAGGUCAUCCGCGCGGGGACACUCUGCCAACUGGCGUCAUGUGACCUGGGCGGCCCGCUGCAUUCCAUGAUCGUGACGGGUCACCUGCACCCGCUGGAGGUAGACAUGUUGCGUUUGUCAGCUGCCACCCCCGACGCACUGCAGGACCUCCGAAUGACCGACAGCUCAACGUACACCUCCUAAUGCACACAUACCGCCUCAAGAAUGACUCUCAGGAUCUACAAACGACCUAGCACACACAAAAAGUUCCAUACAUUAACACAGGACCAUGUGUCAUAUAGGCCUGCUAACUUCUUUUGUUGACUUGACACGCCUAGCCGAUGACCGAUACUAACACACCAGUAGAUCUGGAUCGACAUUAGGGUUAUGUAUUUAAACGUUCCAUCCCGAGAACCCGGUAUUUCCCACCGGAACUGUCAUUCUAAAGCAUAUAAAUAUCUCUGAUCAGCAUGAAAAUUCAAGCCUGAUGAGCCAUACAUUAAAAGACAUUGUAUUUAACAUUCA